CGAGGAUAACAGAUAUUUUGGAUGCGGAGAUGAAAAUAUCUAGCGCAGCGUCUUAUCUCCCAAGCUAAUGUAGACUGAGGGUGACGUGGCGAGGGCCUGGCCCCACGACACGUGUAAAAGCGCAGCAACUGAACAAAAAAUUAACAUGAAGAACAAUUUCAGAUUAAUUAGAACAGAAAAAACUCGAAUGAGUUCACCCACACAGGGCAUUAGGGAGACAGAAUCCACAAUGGCUCCAGAGUGGACAGACGAGAAACACAGCAUGUAUAUCAAGUCUAUAGAAGCAUCUUUCGUUAAUCAGUUAUAUGAUUCUAAGCAAAUGAAAACUUCAUAUGACCCUGCUACCACUUCCGGCCAGUUCAAGGUACUACGUGGUGGCUGUUGGCAAAAAAUCAAUUUUGAGAGAGUGAAUCCGCAAACGAGUAGGAUUAACCAGUGUCAUGACUUGACGGAAAAUCCAUGGAUUCAGCACUACCGAUCUUCAAGCAAACAGAGAAGCAUAGCAGUUUCAUCCCUUCAAGAAAGUGUUACUACCACAAGUAAAGUUGUUGAUUUAGGCCAAAGGAAAGGAGUUCCCUCUGGAUCAGGACAUCUUCAUUUGUGUGAAUCUCGAGUCUGCCAUAAAGAUAUGCUUUAUAGUGAUACAGAGAUGUCAGACCAGAACUUUGUUGAUGAAGAAGUGAAAGGCAAAAAGCAAAAUAAAAAGAGCAAGGUGAAACGACAGAGAUCUUUGAUAAGUGAUGCUCAAGACAAUGAUCAGAUGGUCCCCAACAGAAAAUCAUCUUCUGGUGGAGAUUUUACCAAGAAUUUUGUUUCUGCUGCUUAGAAUAGAGUGAAACACUGUUUUGUUUUUUUGCAAGAUUUGGAGUUGGUCACGUUAGUCUCUCAAAUAUGAAAAUUUUCUAUUUUGGUCACUAAAGAUUAAAAAUGUCGAUCAAUCCUAAAUUGAUAUUGAUUGAUUUUUAUUUUUUUUCCAUUUUCAAUCAGGGAUAAAUGUUAACAAUGUACUUUUUAACUAACACUUUUGCUUACACCUUUUAUUAUUGUUUAAAAUUUAUUGAAAAUUAUAAAAUUUUGUGGGUCUCAAUUUGAAUUUAACGAGUCUCACUCUUGAUUUUAUAGUUUUUAACCAGUUUUAAUCAAUAGAAAAAAAAGUAGUAGAAAGUAUCUUACUAGCAUUUUUCUUCCAAGAAAGAAAACUGAUUUUGAUCUUUGAAGACUAAUGUGACUGGUCUCAAAAUUUCCAGGGAACAAAAUAGUAUUAACUCAAUUAGAAUACGAGGGGUUGUCAGAAGUGUGAUUCUCUGUAACUUUUAUGGAUGACACGUUCUUAGCUAGCCACUGAAUCACAAGUGAAACUGGCGGAAAAUGCACGUGCUAAUAUUGUACCCGGAAUUUUAAGAUAAAAUGUUUUUAAUGUAUACCCAUGCUUGGGGGUUUUGUAGAGUUGUUGGCGUAUGACAUGAAAAUUUCUGGGUGCAAUUGAUUUUAACUCAUCUUAAUGAUGAUGAUGUGUGUACAUAUAUGAAAGCUUUUGUGAAUUUUAUGAAUAUUGAAACUAAUGAGUCAUUUUCCAUUCUUUUA
Molecule: messenger RNA, 1584 nt
Organism: Glycine soja
Lineage: Eukaryota; Viridiplantae; Streptophyta; Magnoliopsida; Fabales; Fabaceae
Exons: 6
Coding region: 146-826 (226 amino acids)
Biological process (GO): response to cold; regulation of circadian rhythm
Source: RefSeq, a predicted model, not a curated record